AUGGCCAACGACGGGAAUGCUCCGCGCGUCGCCACGGAUAACAGCAUCGACACCAGCAACAGUAACAAUACCGGCAAUAGUACCACUUCCUCGCCCUCGCCCUCACGAUCCACCGGUCACCAGCAGCAUCGUCCCGCACAGCCAUCGCAUCUGCGACAAUCUCACAUGCCGCCGUCGUCUCCCGAGGCCAGUCGCACCCAACCCGAUGCGCCGGAGGACGGGGCGGAGGACGGGACGGAGGCUCAAGAUCACGGCGGAGUAGCAGAAGGAACACAGGACAGCACUGAUGUACAAGCAUCGCUACUAGCAAACUACGGCGCGGCGACUACCGAAAGGAACAACGCAGCGGAGCCGUACGUGUUCAGACAUCGUCCCAGAUAUGCCCAAGGAUACGGCAGCUUCUCUAGCAGCUAUGCACCUACGGAAGCUGGGAGCUUUGAGCAUAGACCGAGUCUCGGUGGACCUUUUAUGAGCCCCGAUGAAGUGGCUAUUAAUCGGACUGGCACCGGGGGCAGCGCGUCUGCCUCCAUCUCAGACAGCCUUCUUGGGCACCCGAAGAAGAAAAGAACGACGCAUUGGCUGGCACGCAAGGCUGGUAUUAGGAGCGAACGAAUGAUGUACAUCCAUUACUACGUACCCAUAACUAACUGGAUACGCCAAUAUCGGUGGAGGUUUGUCAAAGGAGACUUCAUCUCGGCAUUGACCAUGUCGAGCUUCUACAUUCCUAUGGCACUUUCGUAUGCGUCCAACUUGAGUCAUAUGCCGCCAAUUAAUGGCCUGUAUGCUUUCGUGUUCAACCCAUUCAUCUACGCCAUGCUCGGAACCUGUCCGCAAAUGGUUGUUGGACCAGAGGCCGCUGGCUCUCUCCUCGUGGGAAGUGUUGUUGCUGAAGCGAUCAAGGCCGGCAAGUUUGCCCACGAUGAUGGGAUGAAAGCUGGGCAGGUCGGAGGCAUGGUGACGGGCAUGGCCGGGGCGAUUAUUCUUCUCGCUGGCUUGCUCCGCCUGGGUUUCCUCGACAGCGUGCUCUCUCGGCCGUUCUUGCGCGGAUUCAUCAGCUCCAUUGGCUUGGUCAUCUUCAUCAACCAGUUGGUCCCAGAGAUGGGACUUGACAAAGCUGCCGAGCACUCCACCAAGGCGCACGGCUCUCCGCUGGAAUCUCUCAUUUUCAUGAGUGAAAACCGAGACAAGAUCAGUAAGCUCACCGCUGCAGUGAGCUUCAGCGCAGUGGGGAUCAUUCUAGUCCUACGAGAGCUGAAGCGACGUUUGCAGCCCCUCCCUCGCCUAGGAUGGGUGGUGUACUUUCCCGAUCGCUUCAUCAUCGUCGUCCUCUCUGCAAUUCUGACAUGGUACUUUAAGUGGCACGAGAGAGGUCUGGACAUACUUGGCGACAUACGGGCACCGGCGGGGGUAAAGAUGUUCGAGCCCCACUUCAUCUUUGACAAGUCCAACUUCGAGCAUGUCAGCGACGCCUUCGAAACGGCCUUUAUCGUUGCACUCCUUGGAUUCUUUGAAAGCUGUGUAGCUGCCAAGAGCUUGGGCUCUGGGACAGUGAAUGUUGAAACUGUGCAGAAGACAAACGAUGACGGCUCCGUGGAGGAAGUCGAAGAAGCUGACGGUAUUCGUGGCAUGACUGUUUCGUCUAACAGGGAACUGGUCGCGCUGGGCAUUGCAAACCUCAUUGGAGGCACCUUUAUGGCCAUUCCUGCAUUUGGAGGUUAUGGCAGAAGUAAGGUGAAUGCGAGCACAGGCGGCAGAACUCCGAUGAGCAGCAUAAUGUUGUCACUCAUUACGGUCAUCUGCACGCUGUUCUUGCUGCCUUACUUCUUCUACAUUCCGAAAGGAGUGCUCUCUGCCAUGAUUACAGUCGUGUCGAUAUCUCUUCUCGAAGAGGCACCACACGACAUCAUCUUUUUCUGGAAGAUUGGUGGCUAUCCGGAGCUUUUCCUCAUGCUCCUAAUCUUCUUGACCACGUUCUUUUGGUCACUACGUGGCGGCAUUAUUGUGGGCAUCAUCUUCUCACUGAUUCGCUUGAUGAAGCACGCAACGCGUCCUAGAAUACAGAUUGUUGGCCGCAUACCUGGUACCCGCGAAUUCGACAACGCCGAAACACUUGCGCAGGAGGGACAAGUGGAGCUGAUCCCGCAUUGUCUAAUUGUCAAGAUCCCGGAGCCGCUCACCUUUGCCAACACAGGAUCUCUCAAGGACCGUCUGAAACGCUUGGAAGAUCACGGCACCAAUCUCGCCCAUCCAGCACUACCAAGCGUACGCAGCAAGGAACAUAACAAGAAUGUCAUUUUUGAUAUUCAUGGUGUUACGAGCAUGGACUACGCAGCGACGCAGGUCUUGUACGAGAUCAUUAAGGAUUACAUCGGGCGCGGGACCAUGGUGUUCUUUUGCAGAGCUCCGAGUCGCAAGUCCAAGGUCUGGGAGUUGUUCAAGAAAUCGGGCAUUGUAGAUUUGUGUGGAGGCGAGCACAACUUCUACAGGAAUGUUGACGAGGCCUUGCGAGCUACGGAGAAAACCGGAACCUUUUUCGAAUACGCGAGCCAAAUUCGCGAUGGGUUGUCGCCGGCGGAUGACGCUAGUGCAAGCUUUACAAACGAGGAGACUGCUUCGAGGGGAGGGGAUCACGAUCAUGAAAGAGCGGUUGGUUCGUAA
Molecule: messenger RNA, 2658 nt
Organism: Ramularia collo-cygni
Lineage: Eukaryota; Fungi; Ascomycota; Dothideomycetes; Mycosphaerellales; Mycosphaerellaceae
Product: related to sulphate transporter proteins
Exons: 3
Coding region: 1-2658 (885 amino acids)
Biological process (GO): transmembrane transport
Cellular component (GO): membrane
Molecular function (GO): sulfate transmembrane transporter activity
Source: RefSeq, a predicted model, not a curated record